GCAGCGAAUCGCCGCGCGGGCGCAGGGAACGCCCCGCACACACCCGGCCGCCGCACCGGCAGCGCACGCGCCCGUGGAAGCUCCACGACUCGGCGGCCCCCUCGGCACGCAAAGGCCUCCGGGAUCCCGGCCGCGCGGCCCCCGGCGCCGCGCAACCGCCGCGGAACCUUCUGGAAGCGGCGCCCCCGGAAUUAGGAAGCCUGCGCCAACGCCAGCGGCCUUGGCGGCGGAGGGGGUGGGGAGAGGGGCGGGGCGAGCGCGGGGGCGGGACGAGCGCCGGGCGGUCGCGUGCGAUUCGCCCCCGGCGCGUAGGCCCCGCCUCGCCGGCGCCAUGGCUCCGCCUCCGCCCUCCCCCUCCAUGGCGCCGCCCGGGCUCAUUCAUUCCGCGCCGGGCCUGCCGGACACCUGCGCUCCGCUCUCGCCGUCCCGGGCUGUCGCUGCCGCCACCGCCGCCGCCACCAGCAUGUCAGGCUCCGUCGCCGACACGCCGUCCGCCAUCCAAAUCUGCCGGAUCAUGCGGCCAGAUGAUGCCAAUGUGGCCGGUAAUGUCCACGGAGGAACAAUCCUGAAGAUGAUUGAGGAGGCGGGAGCCAUCAUCAGCACCCGGCACUGUAACAGCCAGGAUGGGGUAAGCACCUGGGCCCUGGCCCUGCCCGGGCUGGGGUAGUGAAGAAGAUUCUAGACCCCCAAAGGCCAUGCCAGCGUGGGGUCCUGUGGAGCUCAGAACUGGAGCCUCCCUUUCCCGUGCCUGCCUGGCCUCAGGACUUCUGAAGGUUCUUUCCCAGUCAGCUCUGCGUGGGGCUCCUGAGAAUAAAAUUUGGCUUUAGCCCCAGCAAGGCAAUGCUUCUGACACAGGCUGCCAGCUGGCUGAAAGGCCCUCUCAUGACAGAUACCCUCACAGCCCCAGCCCACCCAGGGCCAUGUCUUGAUCCAUGGGCUAGAUUGCAGUCAGAUGUAUACUACGCCUGUGGGGAAGAAGUUUGUUGUGAUGCUAAGAGUUGAACUAUGGAUAUCAGACAGCCCUGGGCCUGGCUCCCACUUCUGCCCCUGACCAAACUCUGGUGACUGUGGACAAAUACUGUGGCUCUGUGCCUUAGCUGCUUCCUAGUCCUGGAGCUGUGCAGUGGAAGGUGGUCGUGUAGCCAGGAUGGAGUGGGGGAGGGGUCUCUCUGGCUUUAGAGCCUCAGGGCCACUUCAGCAUUUCCCCUGAAGGCCAGGUAGGGAGGCGAGGGAAAGGACUUAGUCUUGCUGCAGCAGCUACAUGUUAGGCAGGCACAGAGGCGGCCCUGCAGGGAGUGCACACUUGUGUGCUUGGCCUCAGGUUAACACACCUGCUGCACUUCUCUGGGCAGAGAGGA
Messenger RNA from Castor canadensis (American beaver), 1358 nucleotides. NCBI's taxonomy places the organism in Eukaryota, Metazoa, Chordata, Mammalia, Rodentia, Castoridae. The record is from RefSeq and is a predicted model, not a curated record.